UUGAAAAUUGCGAUCUUGAUUGUUUCCCACAUUUGCGCCUUUGAUUGGUUGGUGGGAAAAAAGAUAGGAAAAGAAAAUGAAAAGGAAUUGAACCUUCCUUUUUGUGUCUUUUUUGUUUUUUCUUGUUGGGACUCGAGAAAUCAGAAGUCUCCUGUCCCGAUGACCCAAAUCCGACUGACUGUGGCGUAGUUUUCCCAAACAGAGAGCUAGGGUUUUUAUACAUUUGAUAGCUGUGGGAGAUGGGUUUCAAUUCAGUUUAUCGUGUGUUGCAGGAGGUCUUUCCCCAGGUGGAUACCCGCAUGCUGAGGGCUGUUGCCAUUGAGCACUCAAAGGAUGCUGAUGCAGCUGUGGAGGCUGUUGUUGUGGAGGUUAUCCCAUAUUUAUCCAAAGGAGCCGCGUCGGCCUCUGGAUCUUCCAAUGAAGUAGCUGUGGAAGAUGCAUAUCACCCUGGUUGUACAGAGAAUACCCUUGAAAUGGAUUCAAAAAAUUUGGAUGAGCCCGUUGAGACAUUAAAUGGUUCUCCAUUUUAUGAUGCUGAUGGUGAUCAUGAUCAAGUAUGUGGAUAUGAUGGAAAUGAGGAUUUGGUUUCAUUAGGGAAGCAUGAGGAUGGCAAUGUCGAAGUUGGCCCCGAUGUAACCUCCCAUCUCACACCAAUCACCAUGGAACAAAAAAAUAGUGCAGAUGAUGAUCGCAAUGGUGUAAACACAGAAAGUGAGGAAACUAUUUUACUGCAGGAGUUGAGCGGGCUCAAAGUUGGAUCUGAUCAGGGUUCACAUGUUUCAUCAACCACUUCAAAACAUGUUGUUGGUUGUACCAAUGGCACUGUGAGUGGCAAUCAGUUGGCUGGUUCAGAAGAUUUUAAUUGUCCAAGUGCUUAUGAUUUGAAUAUGGUUGUCCAUGAAGAAAGCCGUCAAAAACAAUCACGGUUAGAUGUUAAUCAAUCGGAGGUAGAGAAUUUUGUGGUUAAGGUGGCUCCAUCACCCAUCCAAGAGUGCGAACCAGAUGCUCCAGAAGGCAGCUUUCAAUUAGCAGUUAUAAAUGGUGAUCACGAGAAACCAGAAUCAAGUGGUACUUUCAAUGAUGCUUCCACGAAAGAUAUCUCUUCUGGUGAAAUGGUUGAUUUUGAGGAUGAGCCUACCUUGAACACUGUGGUUACUCGAUCUGGGCAAGUUUGUAGAAUUGAUCUGCUUGAGGAUAUCAUUGAAGAUGCAAGAAAUAACAAGAAAAUCUUGUUUUUGGAGAUGGAGUCAAUUAUCAGCUUGAUGAGAGAAGUGGAACUUCAAGAGAAAGCUGCAGAAGAAGCCAAGGAGGAAGCUGUUAGGGGGGGCUUGGAUAUUCUCACCAGGAUGGAGGACCUCAAAAAAAUGCUGCAACAUGCAAAGGAAGCAAAUGACAUGCAUGCGGGAGAAGUAUAUGGAGAGAAGGCCAUCCUAGCUACUGAAGUGAGGGAACUUCAAUCUCGCUUGCUUAGCUUGUCAGAUGAAAGGGAUAAAUCUCUUGCAGUUCUUGAUGAGAUGCGUCAAACUCUAGAGGAAAGAUUGGAUGCAGCAGAAAAAGUCAGGAAAGCAGCAGAGCAGGAGAAGAUGGAAAAGGAAGAUUCUGCAAGAAAUGCACUUGCUGAGCAAGAACUCAUCAUGGAGAAGGUGGUUCAAGAGUCAAAGGUAUUGAAGCAAGAAGCAGAGGAGAAUUCCAAGUUACAGGAGUUUCUCAUGGACCGUGGUCGUGUUGUUGAUAUGUUGCAAGGAGAGAUAUCUGUUAUCUGUCAGGAUGUGAAGUUGCUGAAAGAGAAGUUUGAUGACCGUGUUCCACUUAGCAAGUCUCUUUCCUCCAGCCAAACAAGCUGCAGAUUAGCUUCUUCAAGCUCAUCUGUGAAGAGCAUGGCACCUGAUCAGGUUGCUGAACAUGCUGAGUCAUCCAAGUCCCCCAAGAAAACAAGCUCAAUACCUUCUGAUUCAUCCGAGUCCCCAAAGAAAACCAGCCCAAUACCUUCUGUUGGCGACCAGCCUUCUGGUGGAGAGGAGAGAGCAGGAGAUGAUCGCAAGGCACUGGUGGAUGAUGGAUGGGAGUUCUUCGAUAACCGUGAUUUUUACAUGUGAAUGGCUCCAUAACUUCUAGAAGUUUGGACUCACGUUCAUUUGCUAAAUAAAUUUUUGACAAGUAGCCCAAAUUAUUUCACUAUACUGUGGUUCGUAAGUACGAAGGAAUCCCUAGAGGCUGCUUUGAUUGCAUAUAUAUAUAUAUUUCUAGAUUAAAUAUGUACAGGAUAGAAAUUUAAAUAAUAGUGGAAGUACUUUGUCGGCCUUAGCUUUUACUGCUCAAGGUUUUGUUCUCUACAGGUGAGUCAGGAUAAUAUAUUUGUGUUGGUCCAUCCAUGCUCUUCUCAGAGUAGCAGUGGAACUCUAGGGAUAGGAGGAUAGCUUGAUUCUAUAAAAUUUGGGUUCUCAUGUGUUGCAUGGAUUGGCUGACAAGAAUGCUGUGAAAAUAUAAUGUUCGGUAAGUUUCCUGUUUCAAGAGUCUCGAGUUUUUCAUCCUUGAGUUGCGGCUGUUUGAAGUGUAAUGGAUGAUUAUAGCCACCCUGAAAGGCUUUGAACUAGAAAUAUAUAUAUUGAUCUGUCUUUUGGUUUUGUUGUGUGAAAA
Molecule: messenger RNA, 2637 nt
Organism: Camellia sinensis
Lineage: Eukaryota; Viridiplantae; Streptophyta; Magnoliopsida; Ericales; Theaceae
Source: RefSeq, a predicted model, not a curated record